GAAGGCGGGCGUGAGCAGCUGCACAGGAGCUGGCCCAAACCUUUGGGUAAGUUGUCUUCUCCCUAGUGAGGAGACCCCUGCAAGUGGGGCACAGUGAGGUCUGGGAGUUUGAUAUUUCGGUCCUGGCACCCUUUCUAUCCCUGGGGCCGGCUCACCAGGGUGAGUGGAGCCUCAGAGGAGGAAACCAGGAAGCCAGGAAUUUAGCUCCAGACAACAUUUCUAGAAUAGAGAGUGGGUGGGAACCGACUCAAGUAAAGUCCCAGAGACUCUAUCACUGACGCACAGGAAAGCCUCAAGUGGGAGGAGAAAUGCAAAUCCCCUACUGACAAUGGCGUCAGCGGCUUUGUCCUGGGGACUGUGAGGGGCGAUUCUGACUUUGGACUUGACACCGCCUGGGACCUGGGCUGAGAGAGCCAGCAUGUCUCAGUGGAAUCAAGUCCAACAAUUAGAAAUCAAAUUUUUGGAGCAAGUAGAUCAAUUCUACGAUGACAACUUUCCUAUGGAAAUUCGACAUCUGUUGGCUCAGUGGAUUGAAAAUCAAGACUGGGAGGCGGCUUCCAACAAUGAAACCAUGGCAACAAUUCUUCUUCAAAACUUGUUAAUACAACUGGAUGAACAGUUAGGCCGCGUUUCCAAAGAGAAAAAUCUGCUCUUGAUACACAAUCUAAAAAGAAUUAGGAAAGUCCUCCAGGGAAAAUUUCAUGGAAAUCCAAUGCAUGUAGCCGUGGUCAUUUCAAACUGCUUAAGGGAAGAGAGGAGAAUAUUGGCUGCAGCCAACAUGCCCGUUCAGGGACCUCUGGAGAAAUCCUUACAAAGUUCUUCAGUUUCAGAAAGGCAGAGGAAUGUGGAGCACAAAGUAACUGCCAUUAAAAAUAGUGUGCAGAUGACAGAACAAGACACCAAGUAUUUAGAAGACCUGCAAGAUGAAUUUGACUACAGGUAUAAAACAAUUCAGACAAUGGAUCAGGGGGACAAGAACAAUGCCCUAAUGAAUCAGGAAGUUUUGACGCUGCAAGAAAUGCUUAACAGUCUCGACUUCAAGAGAAAGGAAGUCCUCAGUAAAAUGACACAAAUAGUCAAUGAAACGGACUUGUUAAUGAACAGCAUGCUGAUGGAAGAGCUGCAGGACUGGAAGAGGCGCCAGCAGAUUGCCUGCAUUGGAGGGCCGCUCCACAAUGGGCUCGACCAGCUUCAAAACUGUUUUACACUAUUAGCAGAAAGUCUAUUCCAACUCAGAAGGCAAUUGGAGAAAUUAGAGGAGCAGUCUACUAAAAUGACAUAUGAAGGGGAUCCCAUCCCCAUGCAAAGAGCACAUCUGCUAGAAAGAGUCACCUUCUUGAUCUACAACCUUUUUAAGAACUCAUUUGUGGUUGAACGACAGCCAUGCAUGCCAACCCACCCUCAGAGACCGAUGGUACUUAAAACUCUCAUUCAGUUCACUGUAAAGCUAAGACUGCUAAUAAAAUUGCCAGAACUAAACUAUCAAGUAAAGGUGAAAGCAUCUAUUGACAAGAAUGUUUCAACUCUAAGCAAUCGAAGAUUUGUCCUUUGUGGAACUCAUGUCAAAGCCAUGUCUAUUGAAGAAUCUUCUAACGGAAGUCUCUCAGUAGAAUUUCGACAUUUGCAACCAAAGGAAAUGAAGUCCAGUGCUGGAAGCAAAGGAAAUGAGGGCUGUCACAUGGUAACUGAAGAGCUUCAUUCUAUAACCUUUGAAUCACAGAUCUGCCUCUAUGGCCUGACCAUAGAUUUGGAGACCAGCUCAUUACCUGUGGUGAUGAUUUCCAAUGUCAGCCAGUUACCUAAUGCUUGGGCGUCCAUCAUUUGGUACAAUGUGUCAACCAACGAUUCCCAGAACUUGGUUUUCUUUAAUAAUCCUCCAUCUGCCACUUUGAGUCAACUCCUGGAAGUGAUGAGUUGGCAGUUUUCAUCAUAUGUAGGCCGUGGCCUUAACUCAGAUCAACUCAAUAUGUUGGCGGAGAAGCUGACAGUCCAGUCUAGCUACAAUGAUGGUCAUCUCACCUGGGCCAAGUUCUGCAAGGAACACUUACCUGGUAAAUCAUUUACCUUUUGGACAUGGCUUGAAGCAAUAUUAGAUCUAAUUAAGAAACACAUUCUUCCCCUUUGGAUUGAUGGGUAUGUCAUGGGCUUUGUUAGCAAAGAGAAAGAACGCCUCUUGCUAAAGGAUAAAAUGCCUGGAACCUUUUUGUUAAGAUUCAGUGAAAGCCACCUUGGAGGAAUAACUUUCACCUGGGUAGACCAUUCUGAAAAUGGAGAAGUGAGAUUCCACUCUGUAGAACCCUACAAUAAAGGCCGGUUGUCUGCUCUGCCAUUUGCUGACAUCCUUCGAGACUACAAGGUUAUUAUGGCUGAAAACAUUCCUGAAAACCCUCUGAAGUUCCUUUAUCCUGACAUUCCCAAAGACAAAGCCUUCGGUAAACACUACAGCUCCCAGCCAUGCGAAGUCUCAAGACCAACAGAAAGGGGGGACAAAGGUUAUGUUCCAUCUGUCUUUAUCCCCAUUUCAACAAUCCGAAGUGAUUCAACUGAGCCACAUUCUCCAUCAGAUCUUCUUCCCAUGUCUCCAAGUGUAUAUGCAGUGCUGAGAGAAAACCUGAGCCCCACAACAAUUGAAACUGCAGUAUGUUUCCUUUCUUUUCCAUUGCUGGUCAAGGGCACUCCUAAUGAAGCAAAUGUGGUACCUGUUAAUCAAAAGGGCAGAAGUUCUGCCUGAGAAGUGAGAAAACACAUGUGUUGGAACAAAUCCAUGUGCAUAACACUGGAUGAAGUCUCCAUAUUCUGCUGAAUGACAGGAUAAACCCUUGACACUCAAAAGAAGGAAACAAAUGAAAAAGCUUAAAGACUGAUCUUUGCCAACAAUCAAAUCCUAUUUCUUCAGCUUUGUAUAUACCCGUUUCCAGGAAAUGGUUCAAGUGUGAAGCUCUCCUCUCACCGCAUGACACCACCAAUUGGGAAUGUUGUGAUUGGAAUGCGAAAAACCAAAGCUUGCGAGAUAAAACACUUGAAGAAACCAGUGUUAAUAUAACAUUAACAAAAGACUCCUUUAUAUGUA
Molecule: messenger RNA, 3070 nt
Organism: Hyaena hyaena (striped hyena)
Lineage: Eukaryota; Metazoa; Chordata; Mammalia; Carnivora; Hyaenidae
Gene: STAT4
Product: signal transducer and activator of transcription 4
Exons: 25
Coding region: 419-2731 (770 amino acids)
Biological process (GO): cytokine-mediated signaling pathway; defense response; regulation of cell population proliferation
Molecular function (GO): RNA polymerase II cis-regulatory region sequence-specific DNA binding; DNA-binding transcription factor activity, RNA polymerase II-specific
Source: RefSeq, a predicted model, not a curated record